AUGACUUGUAUGGCAAAGCGAAGCUCUGUUUUAUUCAAAAUUGAGCUUCGUUCUCAAAAAAAAAGGAAGAAAAAUACUUUAUUUAAAUAUUCAAAUAGAUUAAACCUUUUCCUCUAUCUUAAAAGGGUUGUAAAAAUAAAAGGUUGUAAAAACGUCAGGUGGUGGUACGGUUAUAGUUGGGAUAUAGUGCCGUCAUCUCAUUCAAACAUUGUAACAUGA
Messenger RNA from Clunio marinus, 219 nucleotides. Lineage: Eukaryota; Metazoa; Arthropoda; Insecta; Diptera; Chironomidae. The record is from the annotation of a GenBank genome assembly.